Molecule: messenger RNA, 1632 nt
Organism: Aspergillus lentulus
Lineage: Eukaryota; Fungi; Ascomycota; Eurotiomycetes; Eurotiales; Aspergillaceae
Product: putative amino acid transporter
Biological process (GO): amino acid transmembrane transport
Cellular component (GO): membrane
Molecular function (GO): amino acid transmembrane transporter activity
Source: RefSeq, a predicted model, not a curated record
AUGGAGGCUCCCACGUACGAGGCUUCGAGUAGCCCCAACGGACGCCAUGAAAAGGAAGGAGGCAUCCUUUCGACUAUCGAUGUCGACCACGAUUUUGGAGCCGACACCGACCUCCACCGCUCCCUGAGCACCCGCCAUCUCACCAUGAUUGCGCUGGGCUCGUCAAUUGGUAUGGGAUUAUGGCUGGGAAGUGGUACCUCGCUGGUCAACGGUGGUCCUGCCGCCAUCUUCAUCGGAUACCUGCUGAGUGGGACGAUGAUCUGGGCUGUUUCGCAUUCCAUCGGUGAGAUGGCCGUUGUCUAUCCACUUCCCUCGGCCUUUGUGCAGUGGUCAUCCAUCUUUAUCAGUGAGCCGGCUGGAUUCACACUGGGUUGGAGCUAUUGGUUUCAAUUCUUCAUUACCUUGGCCAAUGAACUGCAGGGUGUGGUCACUGUGCUCAACUUUUGGACCGACAAAGUGCCGACGGCUGCGUGGAUCAGUAUCUUCUGGGUAGUCAUCGUCUUGAUCAACGUCUGGGCUGUCAAGUUCUUCGGCGAAGUCGAGGUCGCUGCCUCGUCAAUCAAGUUUUCCUGGAUCAUCAUCGUCAUCAUCUCUUUGAUCGUUGUCUCUGCUGGAGGUGCCCCCGGUGAAGGCCCCAUUGGCUUCCGCUACUGGAACGCCGAACCGUUCACCCACGGCUUCAAGGGCUUCCUCUCCGUCAUGCCGACCUGCAUUUUCGCCAUGUCGGGAUCCGAAAACACUGCGCUGGUGGCCGCCGAGACUAAUAACCCCCGCAAGUCGGUGCCUCGCGCCGUCGGGUCGAUCUGGCUGCGUCUCUCGCUCUUCUAUAUCUUGGGCUCGUUGAUGGUCACCAUCACCGUCGAUCCCAAGGACCCAAACCUGUUCGGUGCAUCCGGCACCAACGCCUCUCCCUUCGUCAUUGCCUACCGUAAUGCGGGACUUGUACCGCUGGCGCACAUCAUGAACGCGGUCGUUUUCAUUUCGGUGGUCUCGACGGGAAGCAUCCAGGUGUAUGCCGGCUCUCGCACGCUGAUGGGUCUUGCGCAUCUAAAAAUGGCACCAAAGUUCUUCGGCAAAGCGGACAAAGUCGGCCGUCCCGUCGCCGGUCUGGCCCUCACCCUAGUCAUCGGCGGCGGGCUGGCCUACCUGAACGUCAACAACAGCGGCGCCGAGGUCUUCACCUGGUUCUCCAACCUCACUUCCCUCCUUACCCUCUUCGGCUGGGGCAUGAUCUGCCUGUCGCAUCUCCGCAUGCGCUACGCCUGGAAAGUCCAGGGCCGGUCGCCGUCAGAGCUGCCGUGGAAAUCCUGGACGUACCCCAUCGGCGCCAUCUGGGGCCUCUUCUGGUGUGUGUUGCUUAUCAUCGUCGAGUUCUAUCUCAGUGUGUGGCCGCUUGGCGGGAAGCCGACGGCGAAAGGGUUCUUCGCGAACUAUGUCAGUGUGGUGGCGAUUAUUGUCAUCUACAUUGGAUCCAUGAUUUAUUACAAGGGGCCGCUUCUGAAUGAUGCGAGAAGCAUUGAUCUGGAUCAGUUCCGUCGGUUCUAUGUUGAUCCCCGGGAUGAGGAGGCCAAGGCUGAGAAGACGGGGGUGAAGAAGUACCUGUCCAAGGGGAUUGGAUUUGUGUUCAACUAG